AUGAUCAGAGGCGAAAGUAGCAGGAUGCAGGAGCAUUUAAGGACUGUGUUGCAGUCGAUACACGACGAUCCAUAUUUCAAAGGCGCCAAAGGCCCAAAAGAUCGAGCAGAUAUGGACAAAACUCUCAAAAGCUUUGUUUUUAGAUACCUUUACUUUGUCUUUUCAGGCCAUGGGCGGCUGCUACCUGUUCUAUUCCCCAGUGCGCCUCCCGAAAAAUUCCCAAGAGGCCUGGACGAGGCGUUAAGCCUGGACUUGGCUCAACAACGGAGAAACGACCCCUUUUACGCGGUGGAGGAACCCACUGCCAGCCUACAACAUCGACAUGCGGGUCGCAACUGUGGCCGCAAAUUCCAGCCCGGAGAGCCCAUAUAUCGCUGUAAAGAGUGCAGCUUCGACGACACAUGUGUGCUCUGCAUCCAUUGUUUCAAUCCCGAGGACCAUCAAGGCCACCACGUCUAUACCAGCAUAUGCUCUCCGCUCAACUCGGGGAUUUGCGAUUGUGGGGAUUCCGAAGCUUGGAACAGACCUUUACAUUGCCGAGCGGAACUGGCCGGUAGUGACGUAGACGAAGUGGACGAAUUUGAUCGCAGCGAGGGAUUUGAGUCAGUAGAAAUGCAGCAGUUGUUCGAAAAUGCGCUUGCAGAAAUACUUGAUCAUUUUCUUGACGUUUUCAACCAGAAUAUUGAGCCGCUACCGAUUAUCCAGAGAGAGAUCACCGUGAACCUUAGGGAGAUGGAGCUGCAUAAUAGAGUUAGAGACAAGUGGGAGCUUCUCCGAGAUCUCGAAUAUAAAAAUGACUAUACCCUAAAGUGUGGACGCGACAUUCUGAGUGAUUACGAUCAGCAAGACAGUGGCGAAGAGAUCAAUGAAGAUGAACUUGAUCAACCUGAAUAUGCAGUCAUGGUCUACAACGAUGAGUAUCACAACUAUUCCCAAGCAAUCGCAGCAUUGAAACAAGGUGCACCUGACGACAAGCACACUGACAAACUGACUGCCUGUAUUGAUGGAGAAGGCCGGGCAAUGCUAAAAUGCUCUAAAGACAUCUCAACUGUCUUGAGUGGUUUCUUUGCAAUUCGUACGAACGGGUUAAGCGCCACGCUCACUUCGUGGACAGAAUACAUUCAUCAAGAGGCCUGUAAGUACAUGAUAGCAUGGAUUGGGCACUGCUUGACUAUUCCCAACCCGGAAUUUCAACAAACAUUUAGAGAGGCUUUAGGAACCGUCUUGUGUUCCGAGACAACGACUUUUGCUGAGAAGCUGGAUGUUAGCGAGAUAGUUGACGAACAUUUUCCUGAAAAGCUCGGUGCCGAUCCAACUUUCAGGUAUGCUGACCUUUCGGUUUUAGACCGAGACAACGAAAUACCAAUCAGUCAUCAUAAAGAGCUUGUGCCUGGUGAAGAAGUCUACAUAUCAUUGACGCUGAAUGAAACGCAAACGCCUGCUAAUAAAAAUUAUGCAAAUUCCAGGUUACAACAUUUCCUGUUUUUCGAUAACAGGUACUGGAAGAAGUUGCGAAAAGAUAUACAAGACGUCAUAAUCCCCACCAUGUCGUCUAGUUUGAAGUUCAAGCCUAUCUUUUGUACUCAAUUAGUUCAGAUCUUCAACCACAUGACAAGAUCGGUCGCGUUCAUGGACCGGGAACCUCAAUUGAGCGCACUCAGAGAGUGCAUCGUACAGUUGUUUACCUGUCCUACAAACGCAAAAAAUAUUUUCGAAGACGGCAGUUUUUGUGAUAUAAUGUGGUCCGUUAUCGAUAUCUUUACUGAGUUCUCGAAGAAAGAUGCAGGCCUUUUGGUUUGGCAAAAAGUGCAGAAAACCAAUCCCACAAAAAGUUAUAGGUUCUCCUUCAAACAAGCUUUCUAUGCCGUGGAAACCGUCCUUAGCAAAAUUGACGAUCCUAAUCUUUUUUUGCGACCUCCAGAAUUUGUCGCGCUGGUCACUUUAUGCAAGUUGUUCAACGGUGCCUGGAAGAUUAAGCGAAAAGAAGGUGAGCAUGUUCUCAGAGAAGAUCAAAAUUUCAUUCCAUAUGUGGAGUACACUACCUCUAUUUUCAGCAUUGUUCAAACGCUGGAUAAGACUCUGGAUAAUAAGCGAGAUGACAUUGAUGAAGAUUUACUUCGUAACGCUAUCAAGUUGUUGAGUACAUUUUUAGGCCAUCGAACUUUUCACUAUAAAGCUGUUCACGAGACCCACGAAAUCAUCAAGUUCAAAGUCAGUAAGCAACGAGUGGCCUUCAUGAACCCUGUUCACACUUUACUGUCAUUUUUGAUGGAAAAGGUACCUCUCAAAGAUGCAUUCGAAGCCGUUUCUAAUUGCAAUGACUUUCUCGCCAUAUCAGACAUUUCUUUGAGAUCCAUUGUGCUCUGCUCUCAGAUAGAUGUAGGGUUUUGGGUGCGAAACGGAGUGUCAGUUCUUCGCCAAUCAUCAUAUUACAAACGCACUCCUGACAUGGCAUCGUAUCUGUGCGAUAUUCAUCUCUGCCAGCUAACUUUUCUCGAGGAAAAGAACGACUUGGUGAGACUGGUGUAUAACGUCCUUGAGAGAUGGGAGUUGUUAAGCUGGUUAGAUGGAGACGAGGAGUUUAGGCAUACGGUUUAUGAAGAUAAAGUCGUAUUCAUCCUUCAACAAUUUGUUGCCUUCAUUUAUCAGGUGCUCGCAGAAAGACAGUCCUUUAGACACUUUCAAAGCUCUCAAGAUAAAGAGCAUCACCAAAUAAAGAAGGCGAUCAUGUAUGGUCUUUUCAUGGAACCUCUUUCGUAUUCUGAUCUGUUUGCUGGGAUGCCGGAGUAUUUAACAGAGCGUUCUAACUUAUUUGAUAAGGCACUGGAGGAAGUUUCGCUGUACGUCGGGCCUAAAGGUCUUGAAGACAAUGGCGUUUUCAAAUUGAAACCAGAACUGUACAAAAAAAUUGAUCCCAUGCAGCUUCUUAAUAUGGGAAAUGAUUUUGAGCACAGCGCAUCCGUUAUUGCAUCCCAUUUAGCUGGGCCGGGCGGUGAUGUCAAAAAGAAUAUCUUGGAACCACAAUUGACACACCCAAAAUAUAUGGAUGAGAACGCAAAGCUAUUAGGGGCCUUUACGCGCACUAAUUUAUUCGCGAAAUUAAUUUUCAAUCUUCUUCAGGUUUGCCUCGACCUUGACGAAGGGACUUUCUUGUACGGACUUCUGCACUUAAUUCAUGGGAUAUUCAAGGACGAUGAAUUAGUCAAUGGCAAAAACUCUAUUCCAGAGGCUUAUUUGUCCAAACCGGUUUGCAACUUGUUUCUGACCAUUGUAGAAUGCAAGUCCGGCGUUUUCUCAGAAAGCGUCAUUGCCAAAGCAGACUAUCUGCUCGAAAUGAUGAUCUGGAAGAAGCAUGAGGUUGUGUUUGAUUCCUUGGUGUCUUGCUUUGGUGAAGGUGCUGUCGAUAAGUAUAAAGCCAAGAAACUACACCAAGGUAUCAAUUUUGAAGAAAGUGAAAAAGAUAAGAAGAAGAGACUGGCAAAGGCCCGUCAAGAGAAAAUCCUCUCUAAAUUCUCCAAGCAACAUUCGAGGUUUAUGAAGGGGAAUGAUAUGAAACUUAGGGGUACUGAAGAGGACAUUGAUAUGACAGAUGAUAUGAAGGACUCAAGCGAAGAACACACAUGUGCUCUAUGUCAGGAUGUGGCACCGACAGAUUCAUUCGUCAUCCCAGUUUAUCAUGAGAACUCCCCAAUUUUCAGAGGAGGUAGAAUUCAUGACAUAAACGAAAUUGCUGCUCCAUGGGGAAGUUUUGGCAACAAUGACGAACAACCCACAAUUUAUGACGAGGACACGUUGAAUUGUUACAAGGAAGACGGCUCUAGGGGAUCGAGGAAGGUCUUUGUUUCUUGCAAUCACUAUAUUCAUUACAAGUGCUUUAAGCGCUACGCCCAGAAAAAAAGAUUCUCAACCAACUCAUUUAUAUGCCCUCUGUGUCAGACAUUCUCGAACUGUGUUGUACCUGUUUCCGGCAAGCUACAGAAUGUGAGUGACGUCUCAAUCGGAAGUCUGCUGGAAUCUAAUGUUUUCAAGCCAGCCAUAAGCUACUUGCACGAAACCAAUCCGAAUGAGGACUUCAGCGGUAUUUUUAACAUGUUUGUUGAAAUCAACAAAAAAAACUUGUAUUACGAUCGUCACUGGGCAACUACUCCGAAAUUUCAGCGACCUGAUGUCGCUCACAUUAUGAUUGUUCACUGGGCAAACACUGUCUCGGUGCUAGAAGUAUCUACACGGGCGUGUGCGGGAACUAACGAUAAACUGCUCCAAGGAAAAGAACAAAAAUUUAGGACCCUGCAGAAUAUUCUCUCGUCUAUCGCAUGGCUUCAUAAGGUUUUAGGACCUCCAUCUGCGGAUCAUAUCCCAUAUGUUAACAGUGACGGCAUAAUCUGGAAUCAAAACCAGCUCUUUCAAUACAUUGCCCGCAACGCACUGUUGCGCCCAGUUCCGAUCUCUGACACGAUAAGCAAAGCACUGUCGUUGUUUUCCAGACAGCUGAUUGUUGACUUUGUGAAGGGUCUGUCGCCCUCAAUGAUCUCUAAGAUGUAUGAUCAGGGUAAAGAUGCCGGUUGUCUGUACGAGUGCACGCCGACUAUGAUGCAUUGUAUGCGUAGGAUAUGCGAUAUCGGUAUCUCGGAUGAAGAAGUGUGUCGCAAGCUAUACGAUUUGACCUACACAACCAUGAUAAAACAUCUAAUGCCGACAUUAAGAAGGUGUCUGGUUUUGCUCAAGGUUUUCAAGGACACUCUCGACCCUAGUGGCGAUUCGAGUUUAAUAAUCAAAGAGCUGAAUUUUGAGUCUCCUUCAGAAAGCUUUGGAAGCACAGAAAUGUAUGUUCAGAUCUUGGUCAGCAAAUUAACCGUCUGUGAAAACCUAGAGCGUUUGCUACAACAUUCGUGUGGCACAAACAUGGAUGAUCCCUACUUGUCGAAAAUUCCUUACGAAUACACUGGAAUUGUGAAAUUGGUUGACCUUGCUCCCCACCUCAAUACCUACCUGACGAACUCGCAAGUGGUGAAGCUGCGAGAGGAGCACCCGGCGCACAUGAAAAAUGCCGGAAAUAGGUUAGAUUUCAAGAUAUGCUUGACAUGUGGAGUGAAGGUUCAUGCAAGAAAAGAUCAUACGGAGCUGGUUAAGCAUUUGGCUAAUCAUUGCUUCAAGCCCUUUGGUCUCUUCCUUAUCCCGAACCUAAACGAAGUGUGUCUGAUAGUCACUAAUCCAAGGUGCUCGAUAUCCAUUUCUGCGCCUUACUUGAACUCGCAUGGUGAGGGAGGCCGCAAUGCUAUUCAGCGAGGUGACUUGACGUUGCUGAGUCUACAGCGGUACGAGCAUCUCACCAAUGUGUGGCUCAACAAUGAGAUUCCCGGUCUCGUUAGUAGAGUGAUGGGUGACGAAUUCCGUGUUCUGAUCAUUUCGAAUGGAGUGGUACUCAAUUUCAACAGAAACGUACUUCGUCCUCGUCGGGCGAACGCAGACGAGCUGGAUGGAGAUAGCAGCAGCAGCGAGGCAGAGGACGACGACACGGAGGGGGUUGGCGCUCGUUGGGAGAUCCGACCGGAGGAGUUUUUCGAGGAAGCCGGUAUACGAUUAGAGGGGGCCGAUCCAACACCGGGUGGAGACAUUCGAGAUUUCUUCCAGAUUAUCAACAAUUUAAGAACGGACGCAGGUGCAUUCGACGACGGUGCGCCGUUGGAGGAAAACGAGACUGGACUAGGUAACGUAUUUGUGCCACGCUUUGAUUUCAUUCCCAAUUUCAGAAACAUAAACGCAGCUCCCGACGAAACACCAGAUAAUGAUGAAGAUGAGAACGACGAAGAUGGCUAG
This is a messenger RNA of Lachancea meyersii CBS 8951, 5817 nucleotides long. The record is from the annotation of a GenBank genome assembly. NCBI's taxonomy places the organism in Eukaryota, Fungi, Ascomycota, Saccharomycetes, Saccharomycetales, Saccharomycetaceae.